Messenger RNA from Prorocentrum cordatum, 373 nucleotides. Lineage: Eukaryota; Dinophyceae; Prorocentrales; Prorocentraceae. The record is from the annotation of a GenBank genome assembly.
GAUCUUGCGACCGACCGCCCGUCAAUGGCGGGGCAUGCGAAGGGCGCGCGCGUGCGCGUGGAGAGCCCGUCUGGCGGCCAGCGCGGCCAGUUUCUGAAUGACUUGUUAAGCGUUGCAGCGAGCCUCGAUCGCAGGCGCGGGGUCGCGCCCGCCGCGUGGAAGCUCCUCGCCAAGGCGCCCCUGAAACGCGGCCUCGCGAAGCUCCUGAACGGCGGCGACCCCGCGGACGUCGCGGGCAAGAAGCGCGCGCUGCGCAUCGAGGCGAAGCUCGCGGGGGACAUGCAGGCGAGGGCCGCGAUGACAGUUCACGCCAAGAAGUACAGGGGCAGAAAGCAUGUCGAGAGCUCGCAGGCGAUCAAGCAAGCAGUUAAAG